GACUGGGGAGCCCGCGGGGCCCGGAAAAGACUAGCAAGUCAAAGCGGGAAGACCUUGCGAUCGGUUAACCUUGCCGUUCCAGUCUUCCCCAAGUAUAGAUUGCUUGGCGAACCGCGUGAAACCCUGCCGCUCAAUCCCAGGCAGCUGUUUAUCCUCACCGGUAUUGAAGGACGUCACGAAGAUAUUCAAUUCUUCCCGUUUUGCAGUCGAGUCCGUCCCCAAGAUGACAACAUCGUUCAUGAACAUUGUCGUUGUGUGUAUGGUCUCAUGAUAUCCAUUUUGCGCGAGAUAUGUCAGCGACCCCACCUGAUGGCAGUCGACCAAGUCGAAAGCUCAAAGUCCGGACCGGUUGCAUCACCUGCAAAAUCAGGAAGGUGAAAUGUGAUGAAGAGAGGCCUUUCUGCAAGCGCUGCACCGACACUGGUCGCAAAUGCGACGGCUAUGCCGUGCAGCCUGAUAAGAAACUGAUCAAGCCCGCUGCAAACAAGCCUGAAUCGACUCCAUGUUCAGCGGCACCAAGAAGGCAAUCUUCUACAGGGACAGUCACAAGUAGAGCAGUGCGUCGGUUGGCACCAGCUGCACUUGUCAUUGAUUCUGCCUGGAUCUCACCAGCACUGUCGAGCGAAGACAAACCGUGGGUCGAGUUCUUCAGCACGCGGACUGGACCUGCACUCUCAAACAUCUUCAGUCACUCAUUCUGGUCAUUUACUUUGCCGCAACUAAGUGUCUCGGAACCAGUCAUCAGACACGCCCUCAUCGCGGUCGGUUCGGCGCACGCUCGAUUCGAAGCUGAAGCUAGGGAUAAUCAGCUCGUCCAAAGUGCAGUACCUCAUAAGUUCACUCUUCGACAUUACAACGAAGCAAUCAGGUUGCUGCAAAGACAUCUGAGCAACGACCCAAAGGCAAUUGAUUUCGCUUUACUAUGUUGUCUCAUGUUCAUCUCUUUGGAAUGCAUCUAUGGUAAUCGAACGUUGGUGGUCGAUCAUCUCCAGAAUGGCUUGAAUCUUCUCAGAUCGUCUCAACUGCUGGAUCAGGAGACGGAGGAAUCAUCAAAUGCAAUUGCCAAGUCAAUCAAGCAAGAAAUCCGGCCAUUGUUCCAUCGAUUGGAUUCUCAAACCACACUAAUGGGCUUUCCGGGCUCCAAUAUGUAUAAUGAUACGGACAGACUACUGUCCUUACAUACGCCUAGAUCCUUUGACGACUUUGAGCAUGCGAAGAUCUCGCUCGACACGCUUGUCGCAUCCACUCUACACUUCAUUCGCUCGGUUCAUGACGGCAAACACGAUGAGAAUGGCACGGUGACCCUAUCAGCUCGGACACUCCAACUCCAUCUUCUUAGCGAAUUGUCCGUCUGGAACAACAGUGUGGCCAAUCUUGUAAAGUCCCGCAAUCCAUUCAAGGACGAGGACAAUCGGAUGGAGAAAAUGCUUCGGAUACAACAAACUGCCGCAUGUAUAUGGUUGUCAAGAUGUACCGAAUUGGAGGAGCAAGGCUUUGAUGCAUAUCUUCCUGAUUUUGCAUCGAUUGUGAAGUGGGCUCGGAUAUUGGCUACUCCAUCACCUGAUGCGGAAGAUUGCUUACACUCGAGGCUGGCGUCAUUGUCUAUGGCCAAUACAUCGCGGUUCUCUCUUAACAUGGCCUACAUUCCACCCCUAUAUCUCGUGGCUAUCAAGUGCCGCGAUCCAAUCACAAGACGGGAAGCCAUCUCCAUCUUAGAGGAGACUAAUGGACGCGAAGGACUCUGGGACGCACGUCUUCAUGCCAAAGUCGCUAGACGACUGGUUGAAGUCGAAGAAGCCACUAUGCUGAUCUACGAAGGCGCUAAAUCUGCAUACAUGGAAGAAGGACCUUUGAUGCGGAUGAUUGCUGAUGGCGAAGUAAGAACACCAAAAGGAUCUAUGAAUGAACAUUUUCGGGUACAUGAUAUGGAUAUCAGGGAUGUAUCCGAAGGGUCUAGGGGAACUUGUAAUAUUACUUGGCGUACUGCUCCGCAUGGUAUACUUGGAGAGUGGUCAGCAUGGACUGAAGUGCUCUACUUCUGAGCAUUGUAACCAUCUCAGUUGCAACACACCACAACAUGGACAAGAGCUGGGAAAAUUAUGCAUAGGAGAAAAAUUAUGAAUUAGAUUUCCUGAUCAAUGGAAAUUGGGUACAACUAAGUACUAGUGUUACAUCCUCAUCUUCUUCCAAAUCGUGAUAAAAAGCUCAUAAUCUAAGCAAGCUGACCACGGACGGCUCCAGGGACAGCCAAG
This is a messenger RNA of Aureobasidium subglaciale EXF-2481, 2252 nucleotides long. RefSeq lists its product as uncharacterized. The record is from RefSeq and is a predicted model, not a curated record. Gene Ontology annotation, biological process: regulation of DNA-templated transcription. The transcript has 2 exons. Bases 291 to 2042 code for a protein of 583 amino acids. Gene Ontology annotation, molecular function: zinc ion binding; DNA-binding transcription factor activity, RNA polymerase II-specific. NCBI's taxonomy places the organism in Eukaryota, Fungi, Ascomycota, Dothideomycetes, Dothideales, Saccotheciaceae.